This is a messenger RNA of Drosophila eugracilis, 1662 nucleotides long. Its product is annotated as apical junction molecule. NCBI's taxonomy places the organism in Eukaryota, Metazoa, Arthropoda, Insecta, Diptera, Drosophilidae. The transcript has a single exon. The coding region runs from base 99 to 1562 and encodes 487 amino acids. The record is from RefSeq and is a predicted model, not a curated record.
AUACCCAAAAAAGAUUUCCAGUAAAGAAACUUCUAUUUAUAAAUAUUAGAUUUACUUUCAUUUGUUAACUUGAAGAAGGUUAGUAACCCUAAAUCACCAUGCAUGGCCACCACACGGAAACAGAUCGCGUCGUCCACGGCGUUUGGGAUAAUCCGGGUGUAUCGAUUUUUGCCACCGCCGCCCAGGAGCCCAUACCCAACAUGUUGACCCACAUGAAGCCACUGCCAAAUGGUGAUAACUGUGACACUGACAAGGAUGCAUGCCGUAUAGUUUCACAGUCUUCGGUGGCGGAGAACUCCCUCUUCCGGCUGGUCAAAUUUCAGGUGGAAGAAGUGGCCGCCGAGCUUAAUAAUCACUUGAAUCCUCGCCAGGGACAAGAUCAAUCCGAUGUCGAUAUCACCAUGGGUUUGGCUAAAGAAUUGGCCCUCCAGCAGGUGGAGAAAAGUAGACUCAUUCAAAUCCAUCGUAAUGCGGCAAAUUUAAGGGAUCUCGAGAUGGAGGUGGCUCAUGCCCACACCGCGCUGGCUGUGAAGAACAAGAUCCUCAGUAACAUAAGAGAAAGGGUGCAGAAUAGGCAACGGGAACGGGAAGAGGCUCUGGCAGAACAGCGGGCUAUAGAGAAGGAGAAGCUGGAGGAGAAGAGGCUACAGGCGCAGAAGAAAGCCGCCUUCCGUAGUGAUAUUAUGACCCAGAUCAUGGAGAAACGAAACAAGCAGCAAAAAGAACACCAGGAAGCCGUCGAAAUGGGACGUCUUGAGCUGAAGGAAUGCAAAGAGAAGGCUGAACAGGAGGUCCUAAAUAAUGCAAUUACAAAGGAGAAACAGCGAAGGGUGCUCUUGGAGUCCCUGGAUCAAUCGGCAGCCAUGCUAAGGCAAACCCGCGAAGCCAACUCUCUGGCCCAGAAGAAUAAACCCGAAAGAGGAAUCCUGGAUGCAUUAGGACCAGUAACGGCGACCUAUGUUUCGAAGGAGAGGAAGAGACACUUUGAUAUGAUCGAGGCCAGGGACAUAAAUGCUGCUCGUCUAGGCUUCCAGCUCAGUCAGAUCAGGCGAGAUCUGCAGUCGCGCGAAGAACUUAUCACAAGUCUCCUGAUCCGCGAGCAUAAAGCCAAAGAGAAUGCAUUGGCUUUGGAACAGGCCAGGACCAAGAUGGCCAAGAAGCAGGAGAUUCGGGAACAAUUACUCAGCCAACGCGAGGAGCAGAAGUUCUUCAGGGAUAAAGCUGUGCAGGAUGCUCUGAUCAAGCCCAAUGAUCCCAUGUGCUUUGGCGAACGGCAAUAUCGAAUGCAGGUGGCCCAGCAAGAGAACACACGACGUAUUGAUGUCCAGUGUUAUAAGGACAUGGACGAUAUGGUUGUGGAGAACAAGAAGCGCAGAAUUGCCGCUGCUCAGGAGGUUGAGGACAUUCUCCAGGAGCUGCGUAAUGUUCAGCAACGGCAGGAUGAGUUUGUGGCCUCGGAGCGAAUGAAGCUGCUAUCCCAGCAGCCUAAUGAAGUUCUCUUGGCGCUUAAGAAGUCCAUGUUAACCAAGGAGGAGAUCAAUACUUUUAACUUAAAGAAGUGAACAUUUUUACCCUGUUUAGUUCAGGGUUUUUUUUUUAAUAAUAUUAAAAAUUUGUUUAAUUACAUUCUAAAUUAUCUUGGCUGGUAGAAAAUAUAUAGGA